Aaosphaeria arxii CBS 175.79 is the source of this 1825-nucleotide messenger RNA. RefSeq lists its product as uncharacterized. NCBI's taxonomy places the organism in Eukaryota, Fungi, Ascomycota, Dothideomycetes, Pleosporales. The transcript has 4 exons. The record is from RefSeq and is a predicted model, not a curated record. The coding region runs from base 53 to 1669 and encodes 538 amino acids.
CGCACCGACAUACAGCAAGCUUUUUUAUGUCCCGUCUGAUUUGAAAUUAGACAUGGCGGCUGGGUCCCAAUCACUGUUCAUAUUGUGUGACGGGACAGGGCAAGACGGCAUCCAGAAACACAAAAGUACCCAUGUCACACGGUUCAAAGAGUGUCUGAAGAAGCAGAGGAGAAGUGGUCAAAGACAGAACCCCCGCUAUAUUGAAGGGAUUGGUACGAACGGUUGGGGCAAGGGUAGUGUUGAUCGCCUCACAGGUGGAAGCAUCCAUGAGAGUAUUCUGAGAGCAUAUGAUGAUCUUUGUACAAAAUAUAGACCGGGCGAUGAAAUACACUUGGUUGGAUUCUCUAGAGGUGCCAUGGUCGUCAGGAGUCUGGCUUGUUUCAUCUGCGAAUUCGGGAUUCUGCGCAUUCCCAAUUCAUCGAUCCAGCUCCAAGCAUAUGAAUAUUGGCUCAAUCGGAAGCACACAAAACUGAAUGAUUUGGCCGCCAUAUUGGAUUACGACCUGUUCCGAGAUGUUCCAAUCGAAACAUGCGCGGUAUGGGACACGGUAUCGUCCUUGCGGUUCACCUCGAGCUUGCAGUUCGUAGAAGAGCGUGUACCCAGGAACCUUCGGUGCGGAUUCCAAGCGCUUGCGCUUCAUGAGUGCCGAACGGAGUUCAUGCCUGUACUUUGGAAUGCUUCGACGAGCACACGCACGAUCAUCAAGCAGACAUGGUUUAUGGGUGAUCACUCCGACAUUGGAGGCGGCCACUCCGAUGACUCGGGGCUUGCAAAUUUCUCUCUGUUAUGGAUGCUUUCUCAAUUUGGCGAAACCACGAACGUAGAAUUCGAUGAGCAAGUGGUCUUGAAACUCAUGACGCCGGGUUUCUAUUACAAGGACUCUUUCUCUGUGGAUUCGUGCUAUACCGAGGGAGCACUACAUGGAGAUGAUUCCCACAAACCGCUCUGGCAGAAGCCUAAGGCACGCAUGGAACUAUUCAACUCGGAGAAAAGGGUUCUGUUGUGGCAGAACAGACCCCAGCGUCCUAGGAAUCGUGCGCAAAUCCCGGCAAGAAUAGAGGCCAAUACUAUAUCGGCGUUCACUGAAUAUAACGUUCCCUUAGCUACGGUUGGAGAGUCCAUCAACACAGCAACAGCGAGUGCCAAGGCCAACACGACAAUUCAUUUCACAGCAGCAUUGAUGAUCCAGAAAUUGUCUUACAAACCCGGCUUGCUUGAGAACAUGGAGUUGAGGGCCGUGGAGAAACCUGGAGCCGGUUGUUGCCGCGCGUGGAUAGAUCCCGAACUUCGGCGUCCUUUUGGCAUAUGGGAAGAUCGUAGCACAAAAUGGGAAGAUUGGAUGUUCCGUCAAUGGAUCAAACGGGAGGAAAAGUGCUAUGGCCCCGAAGAGAGCGACCUUGGGUUGUCGCUGCUCAGCUUGAUGCCACCCAAAGAGCAGGACCUGUUUCUAAGCACCCAGUCUCCAAUCCGGAGCACGCUCUCAGGUACAUUUGACGCUCUCUAUCGCAUGCGCAUCGCCCCAUACCAGAAGGAAGAAGCAGAAAUCAAAAGAUUCACGGCAACUCUAUACCGUUUUCGGAACUCCAACAACACGAGGUCAACGCGUGGGCAGGUUCGUCAAACAUCUAGUUGCGAUGGCCUGGACACUGCACUCGAUUUCUUCGCGUAAUCUUUCCACGUCCAGCGGUGUUACUCAUGAGCUGCAGCCAUCCAGAUUUGAAGGACAGCCGCCAAUCCCGAGAAGAACCAAACGAAGCCUCGGUCUCUACACUCGUGAUCCUCUUCCGUCACGUGUCCGGAACAGGUAUACCAUGUACAGUCGUCA